Brassicogethes aeneus is the source of this 1417-nucleotide messenger RNA. The record is from the annotation of a GenBank genome assembly. NCBI's taxonomy places the organism in Eukaryota, Metazoa, Arthropoda, Insecta, Coleoptera, Nitidulidae.
UAAGUACUAUAAAUAGUACAACAUUGUGUAUUUUAUUGCGCUCUAAAAUUCUUACUUACUUACUCCAAUUGUUCUACUUUUAAACAUACCACCCGACCAUGACAUUAAAAGUUUUCUUAAUUAGAUUUUUAUUUAUAAAACUAAACCCAUUAAUUCCGGAUGGAUACAUAUGUAUUUACUUAAGCGACAUUUUUAGUACGUGACAAGUACUUUCUCUAAUUCCGGUGCAUCCGAGAUGCACGCGUACUAUUAUUAUUAUUCAACCUGGAUGCAUACCAAACGGUCCAGUAUUGCGAAAAUUAAAAGACCGUAUCACCACGAGAGUAACCAUAACAGUUCAACAUAACGGUUCUGAAAUGAUCGAACGAUGGUGUAUCCACAAUUAGAAUUUAUCAGCCAGUCUAAAAGAAAGUCUCCACCACCUCGGAAGGAACCAACAUAACUAUGCAUUACUCAUCCGGAUGGUACGUCAAUUGCAGGUACCAUUCGCCAGUUGAUUGUCUCCUGAAGCAUUGUUGUACAUAAGGUCAAGGUGGUUCUGUGUCAGUGGUACUACGAUUGGUGUGUUCCAGUGACAAGCCGACUUGUUUUUUUAAGACAUUUCUUAGUUUAUUUGGCUCAAGUUCGUCAAGUGUUCGUACGUGGUUAGGCUCAGUUACAGCAAUUAAUAAAGUGACUAUUAUCUUUUACACGUGGGACUGAGAAUUGAAGAUGUAUUGUUCGUUGGCGCUAAGUUGUAAAUCUUUGAGAAUUACACGAAGAUGAUUGUAUAAAAAGACAUGAAGGUGCAAAUGUAUUUAUUAAAGCAAUGAAGAACAUUUUAUUGGUGAUAAUGCUCGUCAUUUUAAGUUGCCAAUGGUGCUCAGCAAACAAUUUAAAUUAUGCAACUAAAGUAUCCAUUAUUCAACCAAAGAAACUUACCAUUUACGAUAUAGCAGCUAGAAGAAUCAUCUCAGUUUGGGAUGCAGUUAUUGGAAGAAAUAACAACGAAGGAAUUAUAGGUCGGUGUUUUGGUAUGGCCAGAAAACUAAAAAUGCUGAUGCCGCUAAUGAUCUUUAAACUAGGAGUGAUUGUUACCAUUUUAGUGUUUCUAACGAUAUUUUCCCUGAAAAGUUUGGCACUUUUAGUGGGGCUUAUUGUAAUGAAUGUGGGGGGUAUAGCUUCAAAGUUUGCCCUGCUUAAACAUGAUAGCGGGGGGCACAGUCCCCCCCAAAAUGUGCACUUUCAUAUACAUCCUGGGAAGGAUGGAAAUUUCCAUAGUGCCCCUAGUGCACCCUGGGAUCGCAUGGAGGAUGAGGGGUCUUUUGAAUCUACAGGGUCUUCAAAUUUGUAUAAUAAAUUGUUAAGAAAUCCUAAUUUUAAGAGUAAUUUAAUUUACCAUGAUAGUUCUAAUAUGUAUAAUUACACAUAGCCAGCU